Molecule: messenger RNA, 1498 nt
Organism: Dipodomys spectabilis (banner-tailed kangaroo rat)
Lineage: Eukaryota; Metazoa; Chordata; Mammalia; Rodentia; Heteromyidae
Gene: Tph2
Product: tryptophan hydroxylase 2
Exons: 11
Coding region: 1-1494 (497 amino acids)
Biological process (GO): aromatic amino acid metabolic process; serotonin biosynthetic process
Cellular component (GO): neuron projection
Molecular function (GO): iron ion binding; tryptophan 5-monooxygenase activity
Source: RefSeq, a predicted model, not a curated record
AUGCAACCAGCAAUGAUGAUGUUUUCCAGUAAAUACUGGGCAAGGAGGGGGUUUUCCCUGGAUUCAGCAGUGCCUGAAGAGCACCAGCUACUUGACAACUUAACAGUGAGUACUUUCUUAAAGGCAAAUAAAGCUAACUCGAACAGAAACGAUGACAAGACAGGAAACAAAGGAAGCAGCCAAAGCAACACUGCUCCGGAGAGUGGCAGAACAGCAGUUGUAUUCUCCUUGAAGAAUGAAGCUGGGGGGUUGGUGAAAGCUCUGAGGCUCUUUCAGGAAAAACACAUCAACAUGGUUCAUAUCGAAUCCAGGAGGUCACGGCGAAGGAGUUCUGAGGUUGAAAUCUUCGUGGACUGUGAGUGUGGCAAAGCAGAAUUCAAUGAACUCAUUCAGUUGCUGAAAUUUCAGUCUACCAUUGUGACGCUGAAUCCCCCAGAGAACAUUUGGACAGAGGAAGAAGACCUAGAAGAUGUGCCUUGGUUUCCCCAGAAGAUCUCUGAGUUAGACAAAUGCUCACACAGAGUUCUUAUGUAUGGCACUGAGCUUGAUGCCGACCACCCAGGAUUUAAGGACAAUAUCUAUCGACAGAGAAGGAAGUAUUUUGUGGAUGUGGCCAUGGGUUAUAAAUAUGGGCAGCCCAUCCCUAGGGUGGAGUAUACAGAAGAAGAAACUAAAACUUGGGGAGUUGUAUUCCGGGAGCUCUCCAAGCUCUAUCCCACUCAUGCUUGCCGAGAGUAUUUGAAAAACUUCCCUCUGCUGACUAAAUACUGUGGCUACAGAGAGGACAACGUGCCUCAACUUGAAGAUGUCUCCAUGUUUCUGAAAGAAAGAUCUGGCUUCACGGUGAGGCCGGUGGCUGGAUACCUGAGUCCGAGAGACUUUCUGGCAGGCUUGGCCUACAGAGUGUUCCACUGUACUCAAUAUAUCCGGCAUGGCUCAGACCCCCUGUACACUCCAGAACCAGACACAUGCCAUGAACUCUUGGGACACGUUCCACUACUUGCGGAUCCUAAGUUUGCUCAAUUUUCACAAGAAAUAGGCUUGGCUUCUCUGGGAGCAUCAGAUGAAGAUGUUCAGAAACUAGCCACAUGUUAUUUCUUCACAAUUGAGUUUGGCCUUUGCAAGCAAGAAGGUCAGCUGCGGGCAUAUGGGGCAGGCCUACUUUCCUCUAUUGGAGAACUAAAGCAUGCUCUGUCUGACAAGGCGUGUGUGAAAGCCUUUGACCCAAAGACAACCUGCUUGCAGGAAUGUCUUAUCACCACCUUCCAGGAAGUCUACUUUGUCUCAGAAAGCUUUGAAGAAGCCAAAGAAAAGAUGAGAAACUUUGCGAAGUCAAUCACUCGUCCUUUCUCAGUAUACUUCAAUCCCUACACGCAGAGUAUUGAAAUUCUGAAGGACACAAGAAGUAUUGAAAACGUUGUGCAGGACCUUCGCAGUGAUUUGAACACAGUGUGUGAUGCCUUAAACAAAAUGAACCAGUAUCUGGGGAUUUGAUGCC